Messenger RNA from Racocetra persica, 1917 nucleotides. NCBI's taxonomy places the organism in Eukaryota, Fungi, Glomeromycota, Glomeromycetes, Diversisporales, Gigasporaceae. The record is from the annotation of a GenBank genome assembly.
AAUUUUUAGUAGAAACAGAUAGGUUACUUCUUAAUGAAGAAAUUAAUGACAAAUUAUUUCCUUCUGUACAUCAAAAUUUGGAAGAAUUAAUACAAAGUGAUGCGUUUAAAGUAUUACAAAUUGUUUUUAAAUAUGACAUAUUCGAGUCAUUCCGCGAACAAUGUCUUAAGCUUAUAUGCGCUAAUCCAAGUGUGAUAUUCGAACAUUCCAAGUUUACUCAGCUAGAUUCACAUAUUCUAACACUCAUAUUGCAACUGGAUGAUUUAGGCAAAUUAAGCGAAGUUAGCAUUUUAAAUUACUUAAUCGAAUGGGGAAUUGCACAAAUUUCAGAUACCAUUCAAGAAAAAAACAUGGAAUAUUGGCAAGAAAAAGAUUACAUUAUAUUUCGAAAGGCUAUUCAUGAAUUUAUUCCUUUAAUUCGCUGGUUUCGAAUUUCAAAAAAAGAAUUUAAAGAAAAGAGACAACUUCUUAAAAGUAUUUUAUCAGAAGAUUUAUUUAAUAGUAUUUUAAGCUACAACUUAGAUUCUCGCUCUCUACCAGUUAGCACUAAACUUUUACCAUCAAGAACUGCACCGUCACCGUUUAAACCAAAAAUAACUAAAAAAGCAACAAAAUCCGAAUCGUCUUUUAGUUCAUAUGAGGAGCUUGUCGAUAUGAAUAAAAAAUUGUUUCAAAUGAAAGAUUAUUAUGAUGUCAUCGUUCGUGUUGGUGAAGGCUGUAAUUUCAAAGAUUUUUAUGCACAUUCAUUGAUCUUAUGUGCACGCUCCUCUUAUUUCGAAACUGCCUUCUCCAAUAAAGAUGAUAAUAAUCCUUUUAUUUUUACAAUUCCAAAUAUCCAUGCGGAUAUUUUUGAAAUUAUUUUAAGAUAUUUAUACGUUACUGAAUUUGAUUUGGAAAAAUUGAAUGGAGCCAAUAUCUUGCUGCUAAUUGUAGCAGCAAAUAAAAUGGACCUCAGAUUUAUUAUCUCUAACCUAUUAUCAGCUACUUACUUCACCGAAAUUAUUCUAAAGAAACUGAAUGGUGCAGAAAUUUUAAAACUCAUAAUGAUGACCGACGAAUUAAAAAUUCAAAAGGAUAUUAAUGAUAUAUUAUCAGAAAACAGCAUUGUAAAGGCCAUUCUUGACAAAUUUGAUGGUGCUGAAGUGUUAGAAAUCAUAGAGAAAUCUGAAGAGCUACAACUUCAGGAAGCAAUUUCUGCUUCACUAUCGAAUAAGGACCUUUCCAAUAUAAUCAUACGCAAAUUUAAUGCAAAUGAUAUUUUAAAGUUGGUGAAAAUAUCAUUGAAAUCUAGAAAAGCUAUUGAUGAUUUAUUAACAAGCUAUGAUUUUAUUAAAUAUACUCUUGAUAAAUUGAAUAUUGAACAAUUUCUACAAUUCAUGCAAACUGCUGCCGAGCUGCCAACUAAAGUAACUAUUGAUAAACUAUUUUCAGAUACAAACCUUAAGAAAAACCUUAAGACAAAUCUUAAGCUCAUUACAACCAGAUUUCAAGGUGCUGAAGUUUUGCGCAUAUUGAUUGAAACUAAUGCUUUGCAACUUCAAAAUUCCUUCUCUAGCAUGUCGUCUUAUGUGGAUCAAAAUUUAGACAAUCUUUUCCAAAAUGACGCAGUUGGUGUAUUGCAAAUAAUUUUUGGUCAUGAUAUAUGUGAACCAUUCCGCGAAUACUGUAUUUAUCUUACAUGUCUCUAUCCCAAUGCAUUGUUCGGUAGCCCAAAGCUUAUUCAAUUAGAUCCUUCUAUUUUAAUCCUUAUAUUGCAACGUGAUGAUAUGGGAAAAUUAGAUGAGAAGACAAUUUGUGACUAUUUAAUUAAAUGGGGCACUGCUCAAAAUAAAACAACUCAAAAGAACAUGAAAACCUGGACAAGUCAUGAUUACAAGAUCUUUGAGAGGGCUAUCCAUGAAUUUAUUCCUUUAAUUC